ACUACUGAGUCUGUGGCAGCCACCGAGACCCUGGCUGAGGUACCUGAACAUGUACUCCGAGGACUUCCGGAGGAAGUGAGGCUGUUCCCAUCUGCUGUGGACAAGACCCGGCUUGGUGUCUGGGCCACGAAACCAAUUUUAAAAGGCAAAAAAUUUGGGCCUUUUGUUGGCGAUAAGAAAAAAAGAUCUCAGGUUAAGAAUAAUGUAUACAUGUGGGAGGUAUAUUACCCCAAUUUGGGAUGGAUGUGCAUCGAUGCCACUGAUCCAGAGAAGGGGAACUGGCUGCGAUAUGUGAACUGGGCUUGCUCAGGAGAAGAACAAAAUUUAUUUCCACUGGAAAUCAACAGGGCCAUUUAUUACAAGACUUUAAAGCCAAUCGCGCCUGGCGAGGAGCUCCUGGUCUGGUACAAUGGGGAAGACAACCCCGAGAUAGCAGCUGCGAUUGAGGAAGAGCGAGCCAGCGCCCGGAGCAAGCGGAACUCUCCGAAAAGCAAGAAAGGGAAGAAAAAAUCCCAGGAAAAUAAAAGCAAAGGAAAUAAAAUUGAAGAACUAAAGCUGAAGACAAGCGAGCUAGAUCCCACCCCUGCAAAUAUGAGAGAUUCUGCAGAAGGCCCUAAAGAAGAGGAAGAGAAGCCUGCCGCUUCAGCAGCUGAGCAGACACAUGUUCUUCAGGAGGUGGUUAGUCGGGGUGUGCUUCCAGAAGAAGCAGUUCCAUCCCCUGCCUGUGAGCCACAAGCUGAACCAGACGAGAAACCUGAAGCUGCCUGUUGUGAGGUGAAUGAAUUGGAAGAAGAAGAGGAGGAAGAAGAGGAGGAAGAUGAUGAGUUGGAAGAAGAAGGGGAGGAAGAGGCUGACUUGCCAAAUGAAAGUUCUCUGAAGGAUCCAGAAAUACGUUGUGAUGAGAAGCUGGAAGAUUUAUUAGAUGAACCAAAAAAUACUUCAGCAGAAAGUCUUGAAGACUCUCCAGAGGUAACGCCUGGUAUAAGGAUUCCUAAAGCUAAAGGAGAGCCCAAUGGGGAUGUAUUUGAAACGUUUAUGUUUCCAUGUCAGCAUUGUGAACGGAAGUUUACAACCAAACAGGGGCUUGAACGUCACAUGCAUAUUCACAUAUCUACAGUCAAUCAUGCCUUCAAGUGCAAGUACUGUGGGAAAGCAUUUGGCACACAGAUUAACAGGAGGCGGCAUGAACGUCGCCAUGAAGCAGGCCUAAAGCGAAAACCCAGCCUGACACUACAGCCGUCAGAAGAUCUCAUUGAUGACAAAGUAUCUGGAGAGAAUGUCACUCCUAAAGAUGAAUCAAAUUCUCCCAGUCUUAGGCAAGACUGUCUGAUCUUGAACUCAGAGAAAGCUUCCCAAGAAGCAGUCAGUUCUUCACUUGUAGAAGAGAAUGGAGAAACUAAAGAACUUCAUCCAUGCAAAUACUGUAAAAAGGUUUUUGGAACGCAUACUAAUAUGAGACGGCAUCAGCGGAGAGUUCAUGAGCGUCACCUGAUUCCCAAAGGGGUACGGCGAAAAGGAGGCCUCCUGGAAGAGCCACAGCCCCCAGCAGAGCAGACCCAACCCAGCCCAAAUGUCUAUGUACCAAGCACAGAGCCAGAAGAGGAAGGAGAGGCCGAUGAUGUAUACAUUAUGGAUGUCUCUAGUAAUAUCUCCGAAAACCUGAAUUACUACAUUGAUGGGAAAAUUCAAACUAACAACAGCACCAGUAAUUGUGACGUCAUUGAGAUGGAAUCGAAUCCAGCUGAUUUGUAUAGCAUCAACUGUCUGCUUACUCCGGUUACCGUGGAAAUUAGUCAGAAUAUAAAGCCCGCACAGCUCCCUGUAACCGAGGAGCUUCCUAAAGAGCCCUCCAGUGGCACAAACAGUGAGUCCAAGAAACGGAGAACUGCCAGUCCGCCUCUGUUACCCACAGUUAAAGCUGAGACCGACUCGGGCCCCGUCACACCCCCAUGCUCCUUAAGUCUGCCUCUUAGCAUAUCAACUACAGAAACCGUGUCUUGUCAUAAAGAGAAAAGUGUUUAUUUGUCAUCAAAGCUCAAACAACUGCUUCAAACCCAGGAAAACCUCACUCCUCCUGCGGGAGUCUCAGCACCCGAGAUGUCCAAAUUGGGUCCGUGUCCUGUGUCUGCGCCUACGUCACUGUUACCGGUGAGCUCGAGUCGAUUUAAGCGGCGUACCAGCUCCCCUCCCAGCUCUCCACAGCACAGUCCUGCCCUUCGUGACCUGGGGAAGCAAAGCGACGGGAAGGCAGUGUGGAACGAGGCAGUACUGGGUUCCAAAAAACCCAAAUUAGAAAGUCAUAGCGACUCACCAGCCUGGAGCGUGGCCACCAGGGAUGAGCAAGAGACUGUGAGCCCUCCGUGUUUUGAGGAGUAUCAAAUAUCUAAAGAGUGGGCAGCCACUUCAACUUUCAGUCAUGUAUGCAACCAGCAGCCACUGGAUUUGUCCAGUGGUGUUAAACUGAAAGCGGAGGGUGUCGGCAAGACUCCUGUGCAGUGGGAGUCUGUACUAGAUCUCAGCGUGCAUAAAAAGCCCUGCGGUGACUCUGAAGGCAAAGAACUCAGAGAGAACCAUUCAGGGCAGCCAGCCUGUAGUGCUGCAAAGAAAAAGAAGCCAACCACCUGCAUGCUACAGAAAGUUCUCCUCAAUGAGUACAAUGGUAUGGACUUACCUGGAGAAAAUACUACAGAUGUGACCAGAAGCCCAAGUCCUUGUAAAUCACUAGAGAUCCAGGCAGAGCCUGACCUUGGUCCUGACUCUAGUUCAUCGGCCUCGACUGUUGAGUCCUCACCAGAUGUUUCUCCUUCAUCACCUGCCCCGCAGACAUCUUCCCUGUCUUCUGGUCAGCUGCCUCCUCUCUUGAUUCCAACAAACCCGUCCUCUCCUCCACCAUGUCCUCCGGUCUUAACUGUUGCCACGCCACCCCCUCCACUCCUUCCUACGAUUCCCUUGCCUCUGCCGGCCCGCUCCUCAGAUGCAUCUCCCCCUCCAUGCCCCUCACCCCUCUCCAAUACGGCCACACAGUCUCCACUUCCGAUUCUUUCCCCGACUGUAUCUCCCUCUCCGUCUCCCCUCCCUUCCGGAGACCCGCUCUUGUCUGCUGCAUCACCUGGGCCACCGACACUUUCUUCGUCAUCUUCUUCCUCCUCCUCCUCCUCUUCCUCGUCUCCCUUCUCUUCCUCCUCCUCCUCCUCCCCUUCCCCACCUCCUCUCUCGGCAGUGUCAUCUGUCAUUUCCUCUGGGGAUAAUCUGGAAGCUUCUCUCCCCAUGAUGUCUUUCAAACAGGAAGAGCUGGAGAAUGAAGAGCUGCAACCCAGGGAAGAGCUCCAGUCUUCAGUUGAACAGGAUGUUGUUCAGGAAACAUUCAACAAAAAUUUCGUUUGCAAUGUCUGUGAAUCACCUUUCCUUUCUAUCAAAGACCUCACCAAACAUUUAUCUAUUCAUGCUGAAGAAUGGCCCUUCAAAUGUGAAUUCUGUGUGCAGCUGUUUAAGGAUAAAACUGACUUGUCAGAACAUCGCUUUUUGCUUCAUGGAGUUGGGAAUAUCUUUGUGUGUUCCGUUUGUAAAAAAGAAUUUGCUUUUUUGUGCAAUUUGCAGCAGCACCAGCGUGAUCUCCACCCAGAUAAGGUAUGCACACACCAGGAGUUUGAGAGUGGGACCCUCAGGCCCCAGAACUUCACAGACCCAAGCAAGGCCCACGCGGAGCACAUGCAGAGCUUGUCAGAAGAUCCUUCUGAAACAUCUAAAGAGGAGGAGGACUUAAAUGAUUCAUCUGAAGAGCUAUACACAACCAUAAAGAUAAUGGCUUCUGGAAUCAAGACAAAAGACCCGGAUGUUCGGUUGGGUCUCAACCAGCAUUACCCAAGCUUUAAACCCCCUCCAUUUCAGUACCAUCACCGAAACCCCAUGGGAAUUGGUGUGACGGCCACAAAUUUCACCACCCACAAUAUUCCACAGACUUUUACUACUGCCAUACGCUGCACAAAGUGUGGGAAAGGUGUUGAUAACAUGCCUGAGCUACACAAACACAUCCUGGCGUGUGCGUCUGCCAGCGACAAGAAGCGGUACACCCCUAAGAAGAACCCAGUCCCUUUGAAACAGACGGUGCAACCAAAAAACGGCGUGGUGGUUUUGGAUAACUCUGGGAAAAAUGCCUUCAGACGCAUGGGACAGCCCAAAAGACUGAACUUCAGUGUCGAGCUCAGCAAAAUGUCAUCUACUAAACUCAAGUUGAAUGCAUUGAAGAAAAAAAACCAGCUUGUGCAGAAAGCAAUCCUUCAAAAAAACAAGGCUGCCAAGCAAAAGGCCGACUUAAAAACGGCUUCUGAGUCCUCCUCUCAUAUCUGUCCGUACUGCAACCGAGAGUUCACUUACAUCGGAAGCCUGAAUAAGCACGCCGCCUUCAGCUGUCCCAAAAAACCCCUCUCUCCUUCCAAAAAAAAAGUAUCUCAUUCAUCUAAGAAAAGCGGACACUCAUCGCCCUCAAACAGUGAAAAGAACAGUAACAGCAACCAUCGCCGUCGGACGGCAGACGCAGAGAUUAAGAUGCAGAGCACGCCGACACCCCUGGGCAAGACCCGCGCUCGCAGCUCCGGCCCUGCGUCCAACUCCUUGCCCUCCUCGUCCUUCCGGUCCAAGCAGAAUGUCAAGUUUGCGUCUUCAGUGAAGUCAAAGAAGCCAAACUCCUCCUCUUUAAGGAACUCCAGCCCGAUAAGAAUGGCCAGAAUCACGCAUGUUGAAGGGAAAAAACCCAAAGCGGUGGCCAAGAACCAUUCUGCCCAGCUCUCCAGCAAAGUGUCCCGGAGCCUGCACACGCGAGUCCAGAAAAGUAAGGCUGUUCUACAAAGCAAAGUCCCCUUGGCGAGUAAGAAAAGAACAGACCGGUUCAAUAUAAAAUCUAGAGAACGGAGUGGGGGGCCAAUCACCCGAAGCCUACAGCUGGCUGCUGCCGCCACCGCGGACCCAGAGGAAAACCGGAGGGAGGAUCUCAGUGCCAAGCAGGAGCUGAAGGACUUGAGCUACAGUCUCCGCCUGGCAUCCCGUUACCCACCUCCAGCAGCCCCGUACAUCACCAGGCAGUGCAGGAAGGUCAAAGCCCCUGCUGCAACCCAGUUCCAAGGACCCUUCUUCAAAGAGUAG
This is a messenger RNA of Chrysochloris asiatica (Cape golden mole), 5139 nucleotides long. It is a transcript of the gene PRDM2, whose product is annotated as PR domain containing 2, with ZNF domain. Lineage: Eukaryota; Metazoa; Chordata; Mammalia; Afrosoricida; Chrysochloridae. Gene Ontology annotation, biological process: regulation of transcription by RNA polymerase II. The coding region runs from base 211 to 5139 and encodes 1642 amino acids. Gene Ontology annotation, cellular component: nucleus. The transcript has 7 exons. The record is from RefSeq and is a predicted model, not a curated record. Gene Ontology annotation, molecular function: histone methyltransferase activity; protein binding; RNA polymerase II transcription regulatory region sequence-specific DNA binding.